Vespula pensylvanica (western yellowjacket) is the source of this 6457-nucleotide messenger RNA. Its product is annotated as AF4/FMR2 family member lilli-like. The transcript has 7 exons. The coding region runs from base 333 to 2258 and encodes 641 amino acids. Lineage: Eukaryota; Metazoa; Arthropoda; Insecta; Hymenoptera; Vespidae. The record is from RefSeq and is a predicted model, not a curated record.
GGAAACCGACGCCAUCUAACGACUGGCAUUCCUGUUUUUUUCGUGCGGGUAAAACCACGGCUUUCUGGAGCGCGGAACCCCUUUCACGGUUUUGUUUGUAACAUCCAGUGUUUUAAGUGCAUUUCGUUGUGAUCCUUGCGAUGCCGUGCGUACGGUGAAUGAGAUGAUAUACGCGGGAGAGCGUUCACGCGCGAGAGAAAUGUGUGGGAAGAUGAGUUAACCGUGUGUUAAAGCGCGCAGCGGUCAACCUUCCGACAAGUUUAGUACGGGAAUCUAUCCAUAUUCAGGACUUGAUUGCACCGAGCUUUAGUAGAAGUGUCAAGUAGUGGAGAAUGAGUGCAUCUGCUGUAAAGUCAUCGAUAUCUGGAGUAGGGACAUCCCCGACUUCGACUACUCACUCCAUGCUUCCAAUGAAUGCUAUGGCUCAAAAAGUAGUUCCUGGGACUGAAUCAGGAUCUAUGAAACCUUUAACAGGAACAGGUUUAAGCUAUGUUACGUUGCAACCGCCAAGUCAGCCUCUCAGUUUGGUACAGGAUCACAGACCAUCGGUUUACCAAACACCACCUUAUAUAAGUAACAAUUCUGAAAAGGAGUCAGAAUCGGAUAAGCUUAUACCAAACGGCGUAGAAACUAUAAAGGUGGAAACAGAGCAAAAUGUACCUGCUCCUGUAAAGCCUAGUGAACCAAAUAGAAAUAACAACUUGAGUCCUGAAAAUCCGACCCAAGACGAACAACGAGAAACUCCAGUAGAACCAGAAACGAUCCCUCAUGCCUUAGAAUUUUCAGCGAUAUGUCCUCAAGGACAAAACAAAGUUGAAGAAAAGAAAACUACUGUAAAUAAUGGCUCUAAAGAAGCUGAAGGUGUGCCAGUUAAUGCUUCUCUACAAACAAAGUUAUCGACGCAUAAAACUGAAGAUGCUCAAGUAAAACCAGAAGUUCAAAAAAACAAACCAACGAAUCAGAGUGCAAAAUUGAGUGGAGAUAGUCCACCCGUACAACCAUCAAAUAAUUCUUCAAAACCCGAAACGAAAGUUACAGCUUCGCCAAAAGCUAAUAAACGAAAAUCUAGAGAAUUGAAAGAUUUGAAAGGAAUAUCCGCGACUCCAGACGGGGCAAGUAAACCUAAGAGAAAUCGCGUCCAAACGCAACCUUAUCAAAGUCCUUUGCCAGAAAUUGCGUUGCUUGUCAAAAGUUUAAACAAGUCUCCUGCGACGAAAGCUGCGGAUGACAAGCUAAUAGUAUUCUACAAAAAUGAAUUCCUGGCUGUGAGAAACGCAGAAGGGAGUUUUUACGUUUGUCAAGCGAUGCAAAAUAUUUAUAAAUCGAGCAGGCGUAUUCGCAUACGUUGGUUAUCGCAAGAUAAAAAUAAUGGUGAAAUUUAUUCUCCAGAUUUUUACGACUUUAUAGAUUUCGAUUGUAUAUUAACGAACCUAAAUUUGAAUAAAAUCGAUAAAAAUAAAUUUCAAUUAACGAAGAUAGAGUUAUUACGUACAGAAAAUAUAUUAAAACGAGCGAUCGAUGUGGAGGCCGGAGUGUCUGAAAAGCCUAGAGUAACGGAAGAACAUCCAGAUGGACUCGAUUUGUCUCUUUACAAAGAUGAGUCACAAUUGAAGAGAAGAAGAGGUCACGGCCCGUACAAGCAGAAACAAGGCCAACGAAAAAAAUCGAAACGUUCGGCAAGUUCCUCCGAAGACGAAGGAUCCGAGGACGAGUCGAAGGAUGAAAAGAAGUCGUCGAAAACGGGACGUUCUAAAAAGGGAUCGGUAAACAAAGCGUUAGCGAUCGCAAAAUCGGUUGCAAAAGGAUCGAGCAGAGCGGAAAGGGCAUUAAAUAGAAGCACAAAAUCUGGGAACAGUACGGGUAGCGAGUCCGCCGGUGGCACUGCUGCAGCCACUGCUACUGCUACUGCUACUGCAGCAGCAGUACCCGUAAAUAGCGCCGCUACGCCGACGACUCCCAUUGAUUCAGCUAAAAAUAAUGGUGCAGACCCUAAAAAGAUCGAUGCGAAGAAAACCACGAAGCAGCAGCAGCAGCAACAACAACAGCAACAACAGCAGCAGCAACAACAGCAGCAGCAGCAACAACAACAGAGCAACAACAACACGAGUGGUGUACCAAGGACGAAGCUUCGUGGGUCAGCUCAAAACACACAGCAAGGCAGUAGUACUGCGGGACGUCCCAAACGCGUAGCUGCUUCAGCGAGUAUUCUGUCAAACGAAGAAGCAGCACCACGGAAAAAACCACGUGGGCGAGCGUAAGAUUAACAUGUUAUUGUUUUUCUUAUGCCAUAUUUACAGCAGAGUCUGUAUCGUAGGCAAUAUGUACGUGUGGUACACUCUUUAAAAUUGCAAUCAAUUUACAAUGUAAUAUAUAUGAUCUCAAGAUUCACGAUGAAUGUACCAAAUGCUGCGUUAUAUUAUAGUCUAACGAUACGGGAUCAAUGACUUAUAUUACGAUGCGGCAAUUCGCAUUUCGAAAACUAACUCCGAGACUUAGAGAAUGAUAUUGUGAUAUCAUGCAAAAUUUGUACAUAUCGUCUACGUCUCAGACUCCUCGGAAGAGAAGAAAGUCACGGAUAGUAUGGAAAAAAUGGUACCUUGGUUGAGUAAUAACUAUCUACAGGGUGUCACAUGCUAAUGCACUCUUGCAAUAGUCUAUUUUUGAUGUUGUGACUGAACCAUACGUGAUUCAUUUGAGUUUAUUGUACACUUUCCAUUGGAUAUGAUAGCUAUGUACAAAUAUAUAUGUCUGGGAUUUGUAUGCAUUCUGUAAAACAGAUAUUAAGGCAGGAAAGGAAGAAGGAAGAAAAAAAGAAAAAAAAAAAAAGAAAAUAUAUAGGGUAAAAAAAAAUUAAUUGCGUGAGCGAUCCGUGAAUUAUCGAUCUCCUAUCUGUAGAUCGAUGAGAUCUAGAAGUACAAUAUCUGUACAUUUACGCUGAAUCUUUGCUGUUUAAAAAAUAGCAUACAGAAUGGUCCAGCGCCUAUAUAAAGACAGGCAGAGAAAAGAAGUGCCCUGAAUUGUAAUCCCUUGCCUCAUUGUUGAAUCCACAGAUUCAUGAGAGAGUCUUAUAUGUAAAAGGUAGCACAUUGAUCAUAGUUUUUAUAGUUUAUUUUCAAAACUACAUUUAUCCAAAUGAAUUUGCACUGCGAUCGAUAUAACAUAGUAAAAAAUUGAGAUCGCUAACACACAGUGGUGCCACAUAUGAUUUAGCCACAUUAACGUAUUUACACUUUAGAGCGAAGAAGAUGAAGAAGAAAAAAGUAAUAAUAAAAAAAAGUAAUGCACUUAUUUCCUCUUAAUAAGUCUUAAUUAAAAAUGUAUAAAUUUGAUUUAUGCAUAUACAUUAUUUUUAUCAAAGAUCGUGGAUAACUUGUUGCAACGUGAACGCGUAUAUCGCAACUAUUUACUAAAGCAUUCCGUUCCUUGGCUGUGCUCGUUAAGAAAUUAUUCGUUCUUGAUCGUUCUUGAUCGUUCUUGACCUCUUGACCGUACUUUCAUAUAAAACGUCUUCCUAUUUGUUUUUUCUCUCUUUUCUCUUUUUUCUUUUUGUUUUUUCUCCCCCUCUUUCUUUCCUUCUCUCUCUCUCUCUCUCUCUCUCUCUCUCUUUCUUUCCUCUACGACCUCCAAAAUAAAAUAUUCUUAUCACUUUUGGUCACUCGUUUAUAUCUAAGAAUUGAUAUAAUCUUAAAUUACCUCGAAUCUUUCAUAACAAUCACUGCCAUUGCCACGAACGGUGCUCGUGUUUAAAAGAAUCGCGUAAGACGCGUUCACGUUGCAGUGUAUAUUUACUAUAUGAUAGAUAAUUAUUAUUUACUCUUCACCAAAUCUGAAUUCUUAUACUUUUAACGUAGUUGAUAGUUUACAACAUGUCGAGAUGUAUUUGUAUUAGUGGAAAGACGUAUUUUACGUCGACACAUUGAAAUGGGGACUUAUAAAGACAUCGAUUUAAAUGAAUUGUGUAAUUAACAGAGAGUUAUUGAGAAACAAAACAAAGCAAAAAAAAAAAAAGAAAAAACAAACAAACAAAAAAUAUAUUCAUUUUUCUACAUUACGGUAUUAUGGUUGGAGACUCGCGAUGGAUUACAAAAAAUAGUUACUGGACCACUUAUUAUAUGAAAUUGAGUCGAUUAAUACGACUUUUGUUUUGAAAUUACGAAUGAAUUAGCGCAAUCGAAUUAAUGUUGAGUUGCGAGAGAAAGAAAAAAAAAGAACAGCGUUUUUGAGUGUUUUCGAAAAGUUCGAAGGAUCGUAAUGUGUUCUUUAACAGCCUCGUGGGAUAUUUUAAGCGAUUAAAUCUUCAAAUUUUUUAUGAAGCGUGCAAGGCAAAAUAAUCUGUUUAUAAUUCGAAGAGGUCGAAUAGCUUUAUGUGUAAAAUGGAAACAUAAAAAAGAAAAGAAAAAAAUAGAAACAAAACGAGACGAUCAUUUUUAUCUGAGAAAUUCGAAAAAUCGAUGUAUACCGACAGUCGAUAAAAACGCGCUAGUCAAUUUUAUAACCGUCGGUAAGAGAAGAUUCAUCUUGUAUCUUGUAUCUAUACGUACAGAGAUUGUACGUAUUAAAUUUUUAUAUUUAUUAUCAAAGGCAUACGGACGAAUAGCCGAUUUUAUUAGAAGCAUAGUUUUCAAUUCGUAAAUCGUAGUUAUGAUCAAGCAUUGUAAAAAAAGCAAUAUCUAUAAAAAUGAAUUGAAAACCAUGCUUAGCAGCAACCCAUUGAUUUAUGUCGGCUUCAUAGUGCAAUAUUUUCGAUAACUUAAUUUCGCAUAUUCGAAACAGAUAUCGCUAUAUUUCGAUUGAUUAUCAAUAUUUCUGAUAUAUAAUUAUAUUCUUUUCUUUCAUACAAUAGAAUAAGAUUGAUGGGAUAUCGAACCUUCUCCUAUCGACGUGAAAUCAAUUGAUAUGCUGUUAUUGAUUAUCGGUGUACACACUUUUUGUUUUUCAAAUAAAUUCUAAAAAAUCUUAUUUGUUCACGUAUUUGUAUAUAUACAGGGUGUUCCUAAAAUCGGUGAUACAAGCAGACGUCUGAUAAUUUACAAUUACAUUACAGUUUAAUCUACUGUAUGUAUGUAUGUGCAAAGAAUAGAUUUUCUAUAAUAAUUCGAAUAUUUCGUUUGUUAACAAAUUGUGGAAAUUUUGAAAGAGAUACUGCUAUUAGGUAAUCGAUAGAAAUAUAUAUAGGCUUGUACUUUGUAUGUGCCAGAAUCGUAAGCGUGGUUUCAUCGUUAUCGGAUUGAUCAAUUCUCUUAGAUAUAAUUUGGAUUUCAAAAAAAAUUAAUUUCUUUUUAUUUUUCUUAUUUUUUUAUAUAUAUAUUUUUUUAUGUGAAAAUAAAGCAUCGUAUGAAAAAUUUUUAUUCCAAAACUUUCGAUUUAUUUCUUUAUAUGUUAAAUCCAUCCGAUUCCUGGUUGUACCACACAGAAUUAUGGAACACCCUAUUUAUACAAACAUAUGUACAUAUAUACAUUGAAAAAUUUAUGUUAUAUAUCUUGACCGUUGAACGCACAAAAAAGGAAAAAGAAAACCAAAAAAAAAAAGAAAAAGAGAGUGAAUUGUUAGGACGGAGAGAGAAAAGUACAAGAUACUUUUUCGUUCUUCAGUCCUGUUUUAAUCGCAUUGUACAUAAGAAAUUAGAUAAUCAAAAUUAAUAAUGAAAAAAAAAAAGAAAAAAAAAGAAAAAAAUGAUACAGCAAAACGAAUGACUUGUAUUAUUGUUCUCGAAAAAAAAUCCAAUAUAUAUAUAUAUAUAUAUAUAUAUAUAUAUAUAUAUAUAUAUAUAGGUCCUUCAAUCGAAGAAACCUUCCUCUUGUUGUCUUGUCUUUCUGUUUGUUUCAACGGUCAAAAAAAUAAACAAUCGAAAAAAAUAAAAAGAAAAGGAAAACUUAUUCCCGGAACAGAAAAAAAAAAGAAAUUAAUAAAAACGUGACGCGAGACAAUUUUUAUGUGCCGGUACCGUAUUCAUCUUGCUUGCGAACGAACGAAUUGGUUUUUUUGUAACAUUUCUGCGACUUCUCAUUGUUGUUUCAACAGAACGAAAAAGAAAAAAGAAAAAGGAAAGAAACAAAAAGAGCCCAGGCAUAUCGACCUCUCUACCGGAAAUAGAAUACGAUAUAAUUAUCAUAUUAAAUGGUUAAGAUGAAUUUUAAUUCUUUUUUCUUCUUUUUUUUUCUUUUUUUUUCUUUUUUUUCUUUUUUUUCUUGAGCUGGGAGACAAGUAAGAUAUCAAUUCUGUCAUUGGUCCAUCGCAUACACUAUAUUUGAAGAAGAAAGGAUUAAUAACAUACAUACAUACAUACAUACAUACGUACGUACAUACAUACAUACACACCCAUGCACCCACCCACGCACGAAUACACACACACGUGCCGACAUAAACGUUUACGCAAGGAGACGAAAGAAAAAAAAAAAGGAAAUAUACAAAACAUACUGUAUAAAUAUAGUAAAGAAUUCUAAUACGACUACCGAA